AAAGCGAAGGACAAGAGAAGCUGAGAAGGUGCCGAGAAAAAAAAAGCAGAGUGGAGGAAUCUCCAAUCCAGUGAUCUGUAAUCCGCUGUUUGGCGGAAUCUCCAAUCCGUUUGCACCCAGUAAACAACAACAGAGAGAAUUCGAAGAUACCGAACUGGAAGCUGUUCUGGCGCUCUCGCUUCAUCCGUAUCCCGAGAGCUUGGAAAAACAGAGCAGCAGAAAUCGAAGCAAUGGGGAUUUUGCACGAGGACGUUGUGGUGAUUAACCAGGCAGAGAAGGCUGGGGAACCCACUGUCAUCACUGUGAAUUGUCUUGACAAGACCGGGUUGGGAUGUGAUUUGUGCAGAGUUAUAUUGCUGUUUGGGCUCAGCAUUUGCAGGGGAGAUGUUUCAACAGAUGGGAAAUGGUGCUACAUAGUGUUUUGGGUGGUGGGGAAACCAAGCACAAGGUGGAAUUUGUUGACAAAGAGACUGUUGGCAGCGUGUCCAUCGUAUUUUUCGACUUCUGGAAUAUUCUAUUACCGGCCCGAAAACCAGCAGCCUAAGCCACCGGAUGUGUUCCUUUUGAAGUUCUGGUGUUCUUAUGAACGGGACGGACUAUUGCAUGAUGUCACUGAGGUUCUCUGUGAACUGGAGCUCACUAUAAACAGUGUGAAGGUAUCGACUACCCCGGAUGGGAGAGUAAUGGACCUUUUCUUCAUAACAGAUACUAGAGAAAUUCUUCAUACAAAAAGAAGACAAGAUGAAACGAUUGAUUCUCUGAAGGCUGUUUUAUGCAAUGCUUUGUUGAGUUGCGAAAUUGAGUUGGCCGGAUCAGAAGUUACAGCGUGUUCACAGGGUUCCAUGUAUCUUCCUUCUGCUAUUACCGAAGAAAUGUUCAGCUUAGAGCUGCCCAACGGACGCCUAAGCAGAUCUGUUGCCUCCAACCCCGUUUCAGUAACUGUGGACAAUCACCUUAGCCCAUCUCUAACACUUGUUCAAAUCUUCUGCCAGGAUCAUAAAGGUCUCAUAUAUGACAUCAUGAGAACCCUGAAGGAUUACAAUAUUCAGGUUCGUUAUGGACGAUUCUGUGCUAACCCAAGAGGAAAUUGUGAGUUAGACUUGUUCAUAAUGCAAGCAGAUGGGAAGAAGAUUGUUGACCGGAACAAGCAAAAUGCAUUAUGUUCCCGCUUGAGAAUGGAGCUUCUGCGUCCUCUUAGAGUGGCUGUGGUGAGCCGUGGUCCUGACACUGAGCUGCUGGUUGCUAACCCCGUUGAGUUGUCUGGCAGGGGUCGUCCUCUUGUCUUUUACGAUAUCACACUCGCCCUCAAAGUUCUAAAAACACGCAUCUUUUCUGUUAAGAUAGGCAGACACAUGAUCCGGGAUCGAGAGUGGGAAGUAUACAGAAUCCUGCUAGAUGAAGGAGUUGGUUCUCCAGUGCCAAGGAACAAAAUUGAGGAAGGUGUAAGAAACAAGUUGAUGGGAUGGGAAUAGAUUGGAUGCCGAAUUUAGUUGCCGGCUUUCAUAGUUUCUAGUUCUACUACGGCAAGGUGCAAACCAGUAAAUCAGUACGCGCAUAAGCUAAUCUGUUUCAUAACCUCCGUGCCUCCAUCUUAACUUGCAUUGCUUAUGAAAGAAACUUGGCAGUCUCAGCUCUUCCGGCGUGUUUAGGUAACAAAAUGUUUUAGUAUUUCAUCCUGUUCGUCGCCUUUCUUUACGAAGUCUCUCACUAAUCUUUCACCAUAGACUAUAUCAGAAUUUGAUUUGUUGGUAGAAGAUCGAA
Molecule: messenger RNA, 1761 nt
Organism: Malus domestica (apple)
Lineage: Eukaryota; Viridiplantae; Streptophyta; Magnoliopsida; Rosales; Rosaceae
Product: ACT domain-containing protein ACR10-like
Source: RefSeq, a predicted model, not a curated record